AUCCGCGACGUUGGCGAGAUCACUGAGCUCUCCGGAUGCGACUACCUCUCCAUCUCCCCCAACCUCCUCGAGGAGCUCUUCAACAGCGAGGGCUCCGUGCCCAAGAAGUUGUCGUCCGAGGAUGCCACAAACCUUGACCUCGAGAAGCUCAGCUACGUCGAAAACGAGGCCGAGUUCCACUUCGCCCUCAAAGAA
Molecule: messenger RNA, 195 nt
Organism: Tricharina praecox
Lineage: Eukaryota; Fungi; Ascomycota; Pezizomycetes; Pezizales; Pyronemataceae
Exons: 1
Source: RefSeq, a predicted model, not a curated record